AUGUGUUUAGGUUUUCUUGAUUUCAUUUGCACAAUCUUCAGCUCUGAAAUCUCUGGAUUUUUCUAUAUUGUUGGUGCUGAGUAUUGUAUGUAUCCACAUUUACAAUAUAUUAGUGGAUGUGUGAUCGUUGGUUGCUUUGCUUCAAUCUGCUUAUUGUCGCUCUUUUUGGUGGGAAACAAAACCUGGUUCUACAUCGGCGUAUCGCUUUUCUACGGUUUGAUCUCGUUUUGGAAAGCGCCAUCUGUUGUGUUCAAUGUCGACUACGGAACUUGGUUGUAUCAUCCGUUCAUUCCCGGGAAAAUCGAUCUAGAGAUUCUCAUGCAAGCCAUUUGUGUUUGCUUCUUUACUUUCACUACAACAACUUUAUGGGCGUCAAUGAUUUUUUAUAACCCCAGCAAGCUCAUUUUGCAUUUAGGGCAAUUGAGCUGGCAUUUAAUGCAUGGUGUCCCCUCACUUGUCUACCUCUUGUUGAACAAAACAAUACAACGAAAAGCCCUCAGAAACCUCUCAAAUGUUGUCUAUCGUCAACGAGACGUGAAUCCGAUCACUUCCAAUAACAUCAUUAAAAGCCAAGAGGAGUCAAGGAGUCAAACGGUUUAUCGAAUUUCGGCAAAUCCAUCGGGCUAUCGGAGUCGAGCAAUUGUUGAUUGUCCAUCUGUGAUUUGUCCUCAAUCUAUC
Mesorhabditis belari is the source of this 678-nucleotide messenger RNA. Lineage: Eukaryota; Metazoa; Nematoda; Chromadorea; Rhabditida; Rhabditidae. The record is from the annotation of a GenBank genome assembly.